Bradysia coprophila is the source of this 954-nucleotide messenger RNA. Its product is annotated as putative pre-mRNA-splicing factor ATP-dependent RNA helicase PRP1. Lineage: Eukaryota; Metazoa; Arthropoda; Insecta; Diptera; Sciaridae. The record is from RefSeq and is a predicted model, not a curated record. Gene Ontology annotation, cellular component: intracellular anatomical structure. Gene Ontology annotation, molecular function: helicase activity; RNA binding.
AUGGACGGCAGUAUGGAGUCGUUUAAAGAUGUCGGCUGCAUAAUUGUUGACGAGGCGCACCUGAGAAGGCGAUCACAUGUGACCUACUGCUCGGCUCGUUCAGGAAGCCCGAUCCCGCGUUGGAAAGACACCCUUGUGAUCAUAACAUCAGCUACCAUUGACUUGACGCUGUUCGCGCAAUUUUUCUACAACGCACCAACCGUUCAAAUCGAGGGACGAACGUUUCCGGUUGACAUUAUCUAUCAGCCAGCAGCCGACGAAUCGAAUAUUCAAAGGGCCGUGUCCGAAUGUGCACUUCAAAUCCAUUUGAAUUGUAGAUCAGCGCCCGGCGACAUACUCUGUUUUCUGCCAGGCCUCGAAGACAUAACGAAUGCCAAGGCGAUCUUCGAGAAGGAGUUGAAAAAAGUCUCCGCAAGGAAGUCGGAUCGGCUGGAUGCUGUAGUGUUCAUGCUGUACGGAAAACAGGAUCCCGACAAACAGGCCGAAGUGUUCGAGAAACUGGAUGUGGCCAAGGAGCGGAAAAUUAUCUUUGCCACCGACAUUGGCCGAAACGUCCAUCACGAUCGAUGGCGUUGUAUAAAUGCAAUUUCGAAAUCGUCGGCAAUUCAACGAUCUGGACGAUGUGGUCGUACCCAACGCGGUGUGUGUUAUAGGCUUUACAGUCAGGAUGAAUUCGAAAGUAUGAACAUCAAUGCAGCACCGGAAGUGCUCUGUCGGCCGAUAUCAUUGGCAGUGCUCACUCUACUGGAAUUGUCGCUGGAUCCGCAGAAGUUCGAUUGGAUCAGUCCGCCGUCAACGGAAGCAAUUGUGAAUGCCGAAAAAGAGCUGAUCAUUCUCGGAGCCGUCGACCUGCAACGUAAGCCGACGGAAUUGGGGAAAUUUGAUCGCAAAGUGCCAACAGGAUCCGAAAAUAAUGAAAAUUGUGUACGAUGGCUGCGUGAGGGGACUGGGUGA